Messenger RNA from Exophiala dermatitidis NIH/UT8656, 1488 nucleotides. RefSeq lists its product as uncharacterized. Lineage: Eukaryota; Fungi; Ascomycota; Eurotiomycetes; Chaetothyriales; Herpotrichiellaceae. The transcript is spliced from 2 exons. The record is from RefSeq and is a predicted model, not a curated record. The coding region runs from base 34 to 1119 and encodes 361 amino acids.
AAAGGGCCAUACUGCCACGAUUGCCGAGGCACAAUGGGCCCUUCCUGCUUGCGCGGGGAAUCUCGACGUGUGUCCGCCCCUCAGGCGACACAAGUGGCCAGGACCAGGGGAAAUUCAUCGAUUCAUCCGCCGAGCACACAAGACUGCUGUAUGAGGAGAAGGGUGCAUAACAGAAUACUUCCCUAUGUCCCGGAUCAUCCACAGCGUGUGCACUCCGAAGACGCAAUGGCAGACAAACCCGAGAUAUUUUCGAAAGCUGGCAGGACAAAACCUCUCCCACAAGAUCCAGUAACCCGAGCUGACGUUAAGCACGUCCUCGAGCAUGGAUAUGUUGUCAUUCCUGAGUGUUUCACCAGAGCAGAGGCCAAGGAAGCUCGAGACGAGAUCGUUCGUCUCUUGGGACAAAAUCCACUUGGGGGACGGAAUCCUUUCGAAGGUCGCAAUACAAACCGCAUUUAUUCAUUGCUCAACAAGACCCGAGUGUUCGACAAGUUCACAAUACUGCCUCGAGUAUUGGCGCUGAAUGAUUACUUCCUCGAUCCUGGGUAUCUCCUUUCGGCAUUCCACACCAUUAGUAUCAAUCCGGGGGAGAAGGCUCAGGCAUUGCAUCAUGACGACGGAUACAUCCAGUUUCCACGACCCAGGCCACCCUUCGGGACAGCUAUCAUGGUGGCGUUUGAUGAGUACACGUCCACCAACGGUGCCACGAGGAUCGUACCUGGAUCUCAUAAAUGGGAUAGCCAUCGUCGACCCACAGAAGACGAGACCAUCCCUGCUCUUUGCCCCGAGGGUGGGGUUGUAUAUUUCCUGAGUACCCUCUGGCACGGGGGCGGUGCCAAUACCUCGAGCCGUCCACGGCAGAGUGCCACAGUCCAGUAUUGCAACCCCUACAUCCGGCCCAUUGAGAACCAGAUCUUAGCGGUCGAUCCACGAAAACUGGACAAGAUCCAUCCACGGAUCCUGGAGCUGAUGGGAUACCGACAUAUGGACCCGUUUAUUGGCUAUGCUGAUGGUCUGGGGCCGCGGCGAGCGGCAAGGAGGAUGGUUCGAUGGCUGCAGCAAGAAGUAGAUGAGAAUCCUCCCACAUUUGCACAUGAGAGUCGGGAGCCAAAACUGUGAGCCAUUCGAUCUCAGGUCGUGCUCAGACCAGUCGCCCAGGCUGUAUGUUGUCCGACGUCAUCAGGCCAAAGGGGCUCCGAAAUGAAGUGGUCGUGCAGGACAACUUGACGGCAUCAUUCGCGCCUGACCGAGGAAGCGUCAAAUCUCGCCGCGAGAAAGACGAACAUAGAAUAAAAAGAGAUUUGAGGAAGCCGCGUUAUUCCUAUAACAAGGUUUGUUUUGUUGUUGGCAGAAGCAGAGACAAGGAUGGGAGUGGGUUGACAGUGAGAGAGAGACAAGGUAGGCGCAGUCAGUCGCGUGCCAAUCACGACAGCGCGACAAAUGUACACAAAAUAUUCAAUUUAUGCACGUAGAUUGCACUAUUCCCGC